Molecule: messenger RNA, 1100 nt
Organism: Jatropha curcas
Lineage: Eukaryota; Viridiplantae; Streptophyta; Magnoliopsida; Malpighiales; Euphorbiaceae
Gene: UCP3
Product: Mitochondrial substrate carrier family protein
Biological process (GO): transmembrane transport
Source: RefSeq, a predicted model, not a curated record
AAAAGCCGAGACAAAGCUGUUACUGUAGUCUCCUUCUUCAAUGAGAUCUAGCCAAAGCCAUGGGCUCGACCAGAUCCAGACUCAGACUCAUAAAAAGAUCCUAUUAACCUCACUCUCGGCCAUAGCAGCGGAGACUGUUACUUUCCCAAUAGACCUCACAAAGACUCGACUUCAGCUUCACGGCGAGUCUCUCUACGCCACCCGAGCUCAACCCACCAACUCGUUCCGAGUCGCCACCGAGAUCGUUCGCCAACAAGGUCCUUUUGGACUCUAUCAAGGCCUAUCUCCCGCCAUUUUAAGACAUCUCUUCUAUACCCCUAUUCGAAUUGUGGGUUACGAGAAUUUGAGAAAUUUUGUUGCCAAAGAUGAUGGUGGUUCCAUUUCUCUCUACACUAAAGCUCUUCUUGGCGGAAUCUCCGGCGUUAUUGCCCAGGCAGUGGCUAGCCCUGCUGAUCUCAUCAAAGUAAGAAUGCAAGCAGAUGGUCGCAUGGUGAGCCAGGGUCACAACCCCAGAUAUACAGGGCCUUUGGAUGCGUUCUGCAAAAUAGUGCGCGCAGAAGGGUUUGGUGGGCUCUGGAAAGGCGUCCUUCCGAACAUUCAAAGGGCAUUUUUAGUGAACAUGGGAGAAUUAGCCUGCUACGAUCAUGCCAAACAGUUUGUUCUUCAAAACCAAAUAGCUGCUGAUAAUAUAUAUGCACAUACCUUAGCUUCGACUAUGUCGGGGCUCUGCGCAACUGCUUCGAGUUGUCCUGCAGAUGUGGUUAAGACGAGAAUGAUGAAUCAAGUAGCAAGCAAGGAAGGUGAGAUUAAAUACAGGAACUCUUAUGAUUGUUUGGUGAAGACUGUUAGAAUUGAAGGAUUAAGAGCAUUGUGGAAAGGGUUUUUUCCUACUUGGGCAAGACUUGGUCCUUGGCAAUUUGUGUUUUGGGUUUCUUAUGAGAAGUUCAGACAAGCAGCAGGGCUCUCUUCCUUCUAAUAUGAAGGAACAUAAACAUCAAACGUUAUGACAAUAAUUAUCCCAAUUUUUAUCCAAAUUUUUGUGUAGUUUUUCUUAUAUUCAACAAUAAGUAAAUGAUAUGAAAUUUUUUCAAGUGUCUGAA